Arabidopsis thaliana (thale cress) is the source of this 678-nucleotide messenger RNA. RefSeq names its product proline-rich family protein. The transcript has a single exon. The coding region runs from base 18 to 581 and encodes 187 amino acids. The record is from RefSeq and is marked reviewed. Lineage: Eukaryota; Viridiplantae; Streptophyta; Magnoliopsida; Brassicales; Brassicaceae.
GGAGAGAAGCAAAAGUUAUGUCUUUGAUCUCCGCAAAUCUUAUGCGAGGCACUUUUUUUGUAUGUUCAUCAUUCAAGUCUAAGCCAUGGUCUGGAAGGUUAAUCACCGCGGUGAAAUCGGUUUCGUGUACUUCUAAGCCGGUUAGAGGGUUAACCAACUAUAGUACCGGGGUCUAUUUCGUUAGCCAAACCGGUCCACCAGAAAUCAAGUUUCCCGGUGGAUCUCCUUCGGAGAAAGAGUUACCUUCAGGACCAAGUAGAGGACCAGAGUUGGCUCCAUUAGAAGUUCCGGAGCUUCCUAAUAUACCAGAGAUAAGUCCGUCGGAAACUCCACCGGAAGUUACAACGGUUCCAAGUGAUCCACCCCCGCUUGGACCACCGCAGACUCCGGGCCCGGAGUUUCCGGUUCCACCAUCUCCAUCUCCACCGAUGCCAGAUACUCCAAAUCCUCCUACACCAAAAACACCACCUGAUGUAGUGCCUCCGAUUUGGGAACCACCUCGACCACCGGAUAUCUUCCCACCGGAGAGUCCACCACCGGGAAUUGACCCGCCACCGCCUUUAGGACCCACCAUCAUGUAGAACUCUUCUCUGUUUCUGUUGACUUUUUUAGCUUAAAGUUUCUGUUUCCACGAGAAAUAGUUUAUACACAAAUGUUGUUACAUUUAAAACACAAUAA